Messenger RNA from Gekko japonicus, 1674 nucleotides. It is a transcript of the gene ASIC1, whose product is annotated as acid sensing ion channel subunit 1. Bases 1 to 1674 code for a protein of 557 amino acids. Gene Ontology annotation, cellular component: membrane. Lineage: Eukaryota; Metazoa; Chordata; Lepidosauria; Squamata; Gekkonidae. Gene Ontology annotation, biological process: sodium ion transmembrane transport. The transcript has 10 exons. The record is from RefSeq and is a predicted model, not a curated record.
AUGCCCAUCCAGAUAUUCUGCACCAUCUCCUUCACUCCAAACCAAGAGAGAAACACAGUCAAGGAUGCAGCUGAGAGUAAUGGUGACAAGUUCCUCUACAGCCGACAUGAAGUGGAAGACAUGGAGGUGGACUACGAAGAUGCAGCAGAACUGGAGGGAAAGGAAGAAGGUGCUCCAGAUUUGAUAACCUUUGCCAACAGCUGCACCUUGCAUGGGGCCAGCCACAUCUUCGUGGAGAGUGGCUUUGGGGUGCGCCAGGCGCUCUGGACUGGUGCGUUCCUGUUCUCGCUGUCCAUUUUCCUGUACCAGGUGAUUGGGCGAAUAUUCUACUAUCUGGAGUACCAUCACAUAACACAGCUGGAUGAACAGGAGAGCUCCCAGAUGACUUUCCCUGCCGUCACUUUCUGCAACUUCAACCGCAUUCGUGUUUCUCAGCUCACCUAUAGUGACUUGUUAUAUAUUUCCCCACUUGUGGGCUAUGACGAUCUCCCUUUGGAAGCAGGAUUCCCUCUGGUCCCACCUGCCUUUGAGAUACCCGAUGAACCUCUGAAUUUGUAUAACUUUUUUGAUCGAAACAGCCAUCAGCUUGAGGACAUGAUGCUGACCUGCAAAUACCGUGGUGAGCCCUGCAGGCCUGACGACUUCUCCGUGGUGUUCACACGCUAUGGGAAGUGCUACACGUUUAACUCAGGCCAGUCUGGAAAGCCACCGCUCCUCACUAUGAAAGGGGGAACUGGUAAUGGCUUGGAGAUCAUGCUGGACAUUCAGCAAGAUGAGUAUCUUCCUGUGUGGGGAGAGACAGAUGAGACAUCAUUUGAAGCUGGGAUUAAGGUGCAGAUCCACAGCCAAGAUGAGCCUCCCUUCAUUGACCAGCUGGGAUUUGGGGUGGCACCCGGCUUCCAAACGUUUGUGUCCUGCCAGGAGCAGCGGCUCAUUUACCUUCCUCCGCCCUGGGGAGACUGCAAAGCAGUGACAAUGGAGUCUGAGUUCUAUGACACCUACAGCAUCACAGCUUGCCGCAUAGACUGCGAGACCCGCUACUUGGUGGAGAACUGCAACUGCCGCAUGGUCCACAUGCCUGGUGAUGCUCCCUACUGCACCCCUGAGCAGUACAAGGAAUGUGCAGACCCAGCCCUUGACUUCUUGGUGGAGAAGGACAAUGAGUACUGUGUGUGUGAGAUGCCUUGCAAUGUCACCCGCUACAACAAGGAGCUCUCCAUGGUCAAGAUCCCCAGCAAGGCCUCAGCCAAGUACCUGGCCAAGAAAUACAACAAGAGUGAGCAGUACAUUGGGGAGAACAUCUUGGUACUGGACAUCUUCUUUGAGGCUCUGAACUAUGAGACCAUUGAGCAGAAGAAAGCAUAUGAAGUGGCUGGACUUCUGGGUGACAUUGGGGGACAGAUGGGUCUGUUCAUCGGAGCCAGUAUAUUAACUGUCCUUGAGCUCUUUGACUAUGCCUACGAGGUUAUUAAGUACCGUCUCUGUCGCCGUGGCAAGUGCCAGAAGAAACACAAAGGGAAUAACAGUGACAAGGGUGUGGCCCUGAGCCUGGAUGAUGUGAAACGCCACAAUCCAUGCGAGAAUAUCCGAGGGCAUCCAGGUGGCAUGACGUAUGCAGCCAACAUCCUACCUCACCACCCAGCCAGGGGCACUUUCGAGGACUUUACCUGCUAA